Molecule: messenger RNA, 861 nt
Organism: Paramecium pentaurelia
Lineage: Eukaryota; Ciliophora; Oligohymenophorea; Peniculida; Parameciidae
Source: the annotation of a GenBank genome assembly
AUGUAAUUUUAUUAAAAUUUAUAUGAUGAAAAUCCUUACUUUAAUAGAUUCUUCUAGGAACACUUUUUGUAUUAGGGAUUCAAUAUUUAAUUAAAUGAUUUGCCUCAUUUGAAAACCUAAUUUAAUUUAACAAACAAAGAGAAUCUAAAUUUGACUUGGAAAUAUAAAUAAGACAAUCAGAAAUUUGUUUUUAUGGCAAACAAUAAGAAUACAAAUACAAUUAUAAAAUCAUAAUCACAAGAUUAAUAAGUAAAUGAAUAUUUGAUAUUAUAGUAAAUCCAAUAUUAAUUUCAUUUAAUCAAUAGAUCCAAUAGAUAUAGUAUUUUACUUGGUUUAAAAUACAAUUAUGAAAAGGAUCUAUUAACAAAACAUACAUUUACUCCUUAAAUUUAGAUCAGUUAGAAUUCAGGAAACAAUUCAAAUUUAGAUGUUGGAUUCAAAUAUAGUUAUUUAAGCAAAAAAGAUAAUAUUAAUGUUAGAUUUAACAUAUUUUCAUCUCUAUUAAAUAGAUAAAAUACAGAAUAUUAAUUAAUUGGCAAUUUUAUGAAACCAUAUAAAAUAUAGAUUGGAUUGUAAAAUAACAGAAUAUGGGUUGGUUUUAUAUAGAAAGCUAAGAUUUUAAAUACAUAUAGUGUUGCACUUUAUAAUAUUAAUAAUAAGAAAUAUGAUGUGAGUGCCUAUUUUCAAAUAAAUUCAAUUGAAAAUAGAUUGAAUAAUAAAUUAAAAUUUUUAAUAGGUGUUUCAACAGAAAAGGAAAUAUUAGGGAAAAUUGAUUUUUUGACAAAAGUAGGAAUAUUGGGAUAUUGUUUAAAAUGGCAACACGUAAAAGGUAUGAGUAUGGGAUAUAAUAUUGAAAUAUGA